AGCACUACUCUCCAGAAGAAUUCGCGCGUUUACUGGUCCGUCCGAGAAAAACGUUGCGAAGAAAAAGAAAACAUGAGACCAUCGAUGCAAAUGCACGAAAAAACUCAACCGCUCCCUCUUCCUCUCAUUCUACUUUCUUGCAAUCACUGAUUUUCCUUCUUCCAUUCCUGAUGUCUUUUGUAUUCUGGACUUGCUUUCAAUUGCCACCAAUCUUCCAAUUUUUUAUGCCAAUAUCUGAUUUCAUUCCAUGAAUUAUUUUUCAUAACCAUAACCAUAACCAAUACUAUAUAUACAAUCAUUUAUUGCUUCCGUUUCUGUGUACAAUUCAUGGAGAUUAAUGGCUCCCGUGGACCCCCUCUCAGCCAAUUGUCUUCUUUGCAGUUGCAGAUGGGUUCCAUGAGUGGUAAAUCAAUACAUGAGUUUGAGGAUGAAAGCCUUGCUAGUCCUCCUUUGGCUCUCCCAAGGAAAGGGCUUCCCAUGGAUGGGCAGCAUUACGGCAUUGUUGGCCAAGAAUGGAACUUUGAAAAUUUAAAGAGCAGAUUGAUCAAGAACUUAAAGAUUGUAAUUUUUACAGAAAAAAUUAAUAUACUCAUGCCUUUAGGCCCUGCUGCAAUUAUCGUUAACCAUUUAACAGCUCAUCAUGGAUGGGUAUUCUUGCUAAGCAUGUUGGGUAUUAUACCGCUGGCUGAGCGCUUGGGUUUUGCAACAGAGCAACUAGUAUUCUUCACAGGUCCUACAGUUGGGGGUCUUUUAAAUGCUACAUUUGGAAAUGCAACAGAACUAAUAAUAUCAAUCUUUGCACUGGAAAAUGGAAUGAUACGCAUAGUUCAGCAGUCACUUCUUGGAUCAAUAUUGUCAAAUAUGUUGCUGGUUCUUGGAUGUGCAUUCUUCAGUGGUGGGUUGGUUUUCUAUAAUAAGGAGCAGGUCUUUGACAAGUCAGCUGCUGUAAUGAACUCUGGUUUGCUAUUGAUGGCGGUCAUGGGAUUACUUUCUCCAGCGGUUCUCUACUACACUCAUACUGAACUUCACUUUGGCAAGUCAGAAUUAGCCCUUUCCAGAUUUACUAGCUGCAUAAUGCUGGUGGUUUAUGCCUCAUAUAUUUUUUACCAGCUGAAAAUUCAGAAAGGCAAUCAUGAUCAUCAAAAUGAGGCAGUAGGCCAGAAUGUGGAAAGUGAAGAUGAUGAAGCCCCUGAGAUUUCUAAAAUGGAAGCUAUCAUUUGGCUAGCAUUUUUUACAGGUUGGAUUGCAGUCCUCUCUGAGUAUCUAGUCCAAGCAAUAGAAGGGGCUUCAAUUGCACUUAAAAUACCUCUUGCUUUCAUCAGUGUCAUCUUGCUUCCAAUUGUGGGAAAUGCUGCUGAGCAUGCAAGUGCCAUCAUGUUUGCAAUGAAAGAUAAACUUGAUAUUUCUCUUGGAGUUGCAAUCGGAUCAUCUACACAGAUAGCCAUGUUUGGGAUACCAUUUUGUGUGAUAAUAGGAUGGAUAAUGGGAAUACCAAUGGACCUUAACUUUCAACUUUUUGAGACAGCCACUCUCUUCAUUACAGUAAUAGUUGUUGCCUUUAUGCUCCAGGAUGGCACUUCUAAUUACUUUAAGGGGUUGAUGCUUAUCCUUUGCUAUCUGAUAGUAGCUGCUAGUUUUUAUGUGCAUGUUGACCCUCAAUCUAUUGGUGAACCUCCAGGUGUGUAGGAGCCAAUUAGCCUUGAGUUUAUUCCUAAAGAAAGGACACAAGUUCGCGGUAAACAAGUUCCUGACAAAUACUUUGUUUUGUACAGUUCUCCUGGGUGCCAAGCAUCACAGCAUGCAUUAACCAAAAUAUUUAAGAGAAGCUAUCUAGUAGAGUUUUUAGGCUUUUAGACUUAUUCAUGUAAUAUCAUGUGAUAAAAUGUUCCCACAGAUAAUGAAUUUUUGGUUCUGACUUAACUUUUUGACAUUUGUUAUAGAUGAUGACUGCCUCCUUCUGCAAGAACUUUGUUUUUGUUUCUUUGAU
Molecule: messenger RNA, 1987 nt
Organism: Dioscorea cayenensis subsp. rotundata (Guinea yam)
Lineage: Eukaryota; Viridiplantae; Streptophyta; Magnoliopsida; Dioscoreales; Dioscoreaceae
Product: vacuolar cation/proton exchanger 5-like
Exons: 12
Coding region: 328-1686 (452 amino acids)
Biological process (GO): intracellular calcium ion homeostasis; calcium ion transmembrane transport
Cellular component (GO): plant-type vacuole membrane
Molecular function (GO): calcium:proton antiporter activity
Source: RefSeq, a predicted model, not a curated record